CAGCUCAUUUUCUGCACUUACACAGAGUUUUUACACGGUAGCUAAUGACAAGCCAGGUGCCACCUCUUUGUUUGAGUACAGUAGCCUUGCUAGCCUAGUAAUUAGGAUGCACAAAAUCACCAAGUUCUUUCUCCUGAGAAAGGCAGUAUCUUGUCACAACCCUCAUUUGGCUGAAACUUUCAGAGACAGAACGGGAGAAGUUCUGCCCGAGCGAGUUCCGACUAAACGCUAGAGCAGCCCCCGUCUGUUUUUGACAUUUAUCAGCGUUCUUGCUGCGGAGCAGACGCACACACACUUCUUGCGUUGCUGGCAAAACCCACAGCUUUUGGGGGAAAGAGCGGAAAUAUUUGGCCUCGCAAAACCGCCUGAAACCAGUGGGUUCAGUCAUGAGACCAAACUUGAUUCUGGCACUGUCACUGCUGGCCUGUCUAACCUUUAGCCUCGCGAAAGAACAGAGACGUCCCUCGGUGCAAGGUAAAAGACGAGGUGUCGGACCCAAGCGUGCAAGAAAACAGACAUCAAAUAUCACCUUGCAGCAGGGAAGAACGCCAGAAGGUAAUGGACAGGAUGGAUCCGUUUUCAUGGAGUCUUACAAGAAAACGAAGGAGUCAAAGCCAAACUUCGAAGUGACUGCAGGAAAAUCAGAGAACUGUGUAUUUCGAGGCAUCACCAUGUACGAUCAAACUGCAUGGUCGCCGAAACCAUGCGUGAGUUGCCUGUGCUCCAAGGGUGAGGUGGUCUGUGACCAGAUACUGUGUCCCACUCUACAGUGCCAACUCAAAUUUCAACCAAUGGGAGAGUGCUGUCCAAUUUGCAUUGACCGAGUUCUUGAUGAAUUUUCUGGAGACCCUCCCUCUCCCAACGAUCUGGCUGAUCCAUUUAACGAAAUAUCACACAGCCAAAGAGACAAAGAUAGGCUAAAAAAGGACGAAGAAGAACGUGUCCGCAAAAAAGAUGCUGAACGCAAGCAGAGGAAGAAGCAGAAGAAAGAAGAAGCUGAGAGGCAAAAGAAGUUAAAAGAGGCGAAAGAUGCCAGAGAAAAAGAGGCAGAGCAAAGAAGGCUACGAGAGGAGGAAGAGGAGAAAGCAGCAGCAGAGGAGAGGAAGAAAAAGAUGGAAGAGCAGCGGCGGGCUGAGGAGGAAAGGGCUCGUAGGCUAGAGAUGGAGCAAAGAGAGAUGAUGAGAGCUUUGGAAGAAGCAGCCGAACGAGCCCAAGAAGGACUCCGAGGAGAUGAGGCCACUGAAGAUGAGGACAUUGUUUUGUUAAGAGGGGAUGUUUUUCAAAUGUCACCAGUACAACCAACUAAAGAAGCAAGUCCUCCUCUUCUACCCCUCCCAGAGCCAAGCGAACCAGUCGAGGAGGGCACUGAAACAGGCGAAGAAGAACCAGACGUCAUCGAGGAGGAAUCUGAGAUGGUCACUACAUUGUUGCCUCCAGGUUGCACCAUCUCUGAUGUCAUUGUGACUUGUGAAAAUGCUAAAUUGAUGGGUAUUCCUCCACUGUCCAUACCUGAGCUCAAAUCCCUCAACCUGCAGGGGAACGAAAUCAAAACCAUCCCUGCUGGAGCAUUCAAUGGCAUUCCCAACCUAGAGUGGAUAGACUUGGGGAAAAACAAGAUUCAUUCAUCUGGCAUAGACCCACAAGCAUUUAAAGGUCUUAAACUACUGUCUCGCUUGUACAUGGAUGGAAACCUUCUGGAACAAAUUCCCACCGAACUCCCAUCAACACUCCAGGAGCUAAAGAUAAAUGAGAACAAUCUAAGAGAAAUCGAAGAAAACAGCUUUGAAGGUCUCAGCAGUCUGGUUACUUUGGAAAUGGAGGGGAACUUGCUCAGUGAGGGUAAUGUGAAUCCGCAGGCCUUUAAACCCCUCAAAGAGUUGACUUACCUUCGGCUAAACAGAAACCAUUUCCGUACCAUUCCUCAGGGCCUUCCAGAAUCUCUACUGGAGUUGUACCUCGAAAACAAUCUGAUUGAAGACAUCUCUGAAAUGGCAUUCAACCACACCACAAACAUCAACGUCGUUGUGCUACGACAUAAUAAACUAGAUGAGUCAGGUAUUGCGCCUUUAGCCUGGAUCAAUAACAGGAACCUGGAAUCAAUAGAUCUCUCAUACAACAACUUCUACCUGGUUCCAUCCUUCCUGCCAAAGUCGCUGGUUCACCUGGUUUUGGUUGGGAAUCAGAUUGAACGCAUUCCUGGAUACGUGUUCGCACACAUGGAGCCUGGCCUGGAGUACCUCUACCUCUCUUACAACAAGCUAGACGGAGACGGCGUAGAGCCAGAGUCCUUCUUUGGCACUCUCAACACUAUGACCGAACUCUGUCUAGACCAUAACCACCUUAUGGCUAUUCCAAUGGGAAUUAAUGAGAUGACUGCAUUACAUUUCCUACGACUUAACAACAACAAAAUCAGGCAUGUACCAGAACAGGCCAUCUGUGACCCCUUGAGUGAAGACGACUCUCAUCUUGUUGCCGUUCGCCUCGAGAACAAUUUCAUUGACCCACGGAAAAUCCCACCCACGGCUUUCUCCUGCGUCCGCUCCUACUCCAGUGUUGUUUUAAAGCCUCAGAGGAUUAAGUAGCUGGAAUCUUAUCUGCUAUUAUUAUAAACCACUAAAGACCGUAAGCAAAAACAGAUUUAAGUCCUGCAAAGAUGCAGUUACAACGAAAAUUAUUUUAAAGGGGGGGGGGUUCAAAAAAGAAAACGUUACCACACAAUUCAUACAUUUGAAUCUCUGUCUGGCAUGUCUUGCUUUAUUAGCUUUAAUAAGCUUGAAUUUAGAAGUCUGAUGAGACUGGACUUGAUCACCGCCUCGAGGAUCAUGGCAGAACGCCGUCGUUUUUCUUCACCUGUCUAGACGUGUCUUUAUAGAGUGCAUGGAUCAACUGUACAAUACUUCAAGAGGGGAAAAAGUAACAGACUGUAACUUUAUGAACUAUAUCGAGAUGUAUCUUAUUCUUGUCAUAACAGUAUUAAGUUUGUCUGUCAUAUAGUGAGGAAAAACAGGAUGCAUGUCUUCGUAAAAGAAAGCUGCCAAAAUCAACCUGCUUACAUAUUGCAUUUUUCUACCAAGACAGAACCAAUAAGGACGUUUACUACUGAAUGAACUGUGACGCAUAAUGGAAACAUACCUACAUGGUUCAAGUCAUUUAAAUGACCAUAGAUUUGUAUUUGUGUAGUUUAGAAUUCAAUGUAACUUCAAUAAAACCCAUUUUCCUA
This is a messenger RNA of Danio aesculapii, 3220 nucleotides long. It is a transcript of the gene ecm2, whose product is annotated as extracellular matrix protein 2, female organ and adipocyte specific. The coding region runs from base 387 to 2582 and encodes 731 amino acids. The record is from RefSeq and is a predicted model, not a curated record. Lineage: Eukaryota; Metazoa; Chordata; Actinopteri; Cypriniformes; Danionidae. The transcript has 10 exons. Gene Ontology annotation, biological process: extracellular matrix organization; positive regulation of cell-substrate adhesion. Gene Ontology annotation, molecular function: protein binding; heparin binding; collagen V binding. Gene Ontology annotation, cellular component: extracellular matrix.